This is a messenger RNA of Suillus subaureus, 635 nucleotides long. Its product is annotated as CHAT domain-containing protein. NCBI's taxonomy places the organism in Eukaryota, Fungi, Basidiomycota, Agaricomycetes, Boletales, Suillaceae. The record is from RefSeq and is a predicted model, not a curated record. The transcript has a single exon. The coding region runs from base 135 to 599 and encodes 154 amino acids.
CUGCCAUUGGCCAGCCUGAGAAUCGCCCAGCUGGUGCUUCAUUCACUUUGGAUAGUGUGGAACCUGAGCUGGAAUUGAUGCGAGUUUUUUGCCCCAUCCUACAACUGUUUCCUUCACCAGGAUAACGAGCGUUGAUGCCACGAAAUCGAGAGCACAGUGCGCGUUGCGAGAUAAUACUUGGCUCCAUUUCGCGUGUUACGGGACACAAAAAUUUGACGAACCCUUCAAUUCGGCCUUUCUUAUGCGCGGCCACCCGCUUUCACUCUUCCAUAUCACCCAAAUGGAUCUCUCGGCAUCGAUUUGCAUUUCUUUCUGCCUGUGAAACGGCAGUCGGUGUCCCUGGAACGCCCGACGAAGUGAUACACCUAGCGGCUGGCCUGCAAUUCGCUGGAAUUAAGAGUAUUGUCGGGUCAUUAUGGAAGGUCAACGAUAGUACUGUGCAACGCUUAGUCGAGGCAUUCUACAAAAACUUGUGCGGGGAUGGCAAGAUGAAUUCCAAACGAACUACGAGCUGCCCGAGCGCUGCACCGAGCGGUCCAGUCGUUGGCUUGCGGCAAGGAUAUGCCCUUAGGCCAGCGCAUAGUGUUCAUACAUAUUAGCAUAUGAUCAAUUUUAUGCGUACCCCCAGCUUGCGG